CAGUCGCAAAGACCUGGCGCGCAAACGAGGCCGGGGCCUCGCGGGGCCGGAAGCACGAAAUGGGGACCAAGAUGGCGGAUUUCGGUUCCCCUCAGAAGCUGUCAGGGGUUCCUCCGCCCGAAGGGAUGGGAGGAGGCCGAUGCUCGGAAAUCUCUACCGAGCUCAUUCGCUCUCUGACGGAGCUGCAGGAGCUAGAGGCUGUAUACGAACGGCUCUGCGGCGAGGAGAAAGUGGUAGAGAGAGAAUUGGAUGCUCUUUUGGAACAGCAAAACACCAUUGAAAGUAAAGUGGUCACUCUCCACCGGAUGGGUCCCAACCUGCAGUUGAUUGAAGGAGAUGCAAAGCAGCUAGCUGGAAUGAUCACCUUUACCUGCAACCUAGCUGAGAAUGUAUCCAGCAAAGUCCGUCAGCUUGACUUGGCCAAGAACCGCCUCUAUCAAGCCAUUCAGAGAGCUGAUGAUAUCUUGGACCUGAAGUUCUGCAUGGAUGGAGUUCAGACUGCUUUGAGGAAUGAAGAUUAUGAGCAGGCUGCGGCCCACAUUCAUCGCUACUUGUGCCUGGACAAGUCAGUCAUUGAGCUCAGUCGACAGGGCAAAGAAGGCAGCAUGAUUGAUGCCAACCUGAAAUUGCUGCAGGAAGCUGAGCAGCGUCUCAAAGCCAUUGUAACAGAAAAGUUUGCCAUCGCUACUAAGGAAGGGGAUCUGCCCCAGGUGGAGCGCUUCUUCAAGAUCUUCCCACUGCUGGGUCUGCAUGAGGAGGGAUUAAGCAAGUUCUCAGAAUACCUUUGCAAGCAGGUGGCCAGUAAAGCAGAGGAGAAUCUGCUGUUGGUGCUGGGGACAGACAUGAGUGAUCGGAGAGCAGCAGUCAUCUUUGCAGAUACACUCACUCUCCUUUUUGAAGGUAUUGCGCGCAUUGUGGAGACCCACCAACCAAUAGUGGAGACCUAUUAUGGGCCAGGGAGACUUUAUACCCUGAUAAAAUACCUGCAGGUAGAAUGUGACAGACAAGUGGAGAAGGUGGUGGACAAGUUCAUCAAGCAGAGGGACUACCAUCAGCAGUUCCGGCAUGUCCAGAACAGCUUGAUGAGAAAUUCUACAACAGAAAAAAGAGAACCAAGGGAACUGGACCCUAUCCUGACUGAGGUCACCCUCAUGAAUGCCCGCAGUGAGCUGUACUUACGCUUCCUCAGGAAGAGGAUCAGCUCUGAUUUCGAGGUGGGGGACUCCAUGGCCUCAGAAGAAGUAAAGCAAGAGCACCAGAAGUGCCUGGACAAGCUCCUCAAUAACUGCCUGUUAAGCUGCACCAUGCAGGAGCUAAUUGGCUUCUAUAUCACCAUGGAGGAGUACUUCAUGAGGGAGACUGUCAACAAGGCUGUGGCUCUGGACACCUAUGAGAAAGGCCAGUUGACGUCCAGCAUGGUGGAUGAUGUCUUCUACAUUGUUAAGAAGUGCAUUGGGCGGGCUCUGUCUAGCUCCAGCAUCGACUGUCUCUGUGCCAUGAUCAACCUUGCUACCACAGAGCUGGAGUCUGACUUCAGGGAUGUUCUGUGUAACAAGCUGCGGAUGGGAUUCCCGGCCACCACCUUACAGGACAUCCAGCGCGGGGUGACGAGUGCCGUGAACAUCAUGCACAGCAGCCUCCAGCAAGGCAAAUUUGACACAAAAGGCAUUGAGAGCACUGACGAGGCUAAGCUGUCCUUCCUGGUAGGUAGCCACAUAGAACUUUGCCAAAAUAAUAUUUCUAUCAUCAAGAAAGUUCUAUUGGGCAGUAGUGACUGCACCAAGUUGUUCAGCCAGGGCAUUGGAGGGGAGCAGGCCCAGGCCAAGUUUGACAGCUGCCUUUCUGACUUGGCUGCCGUGUCCAGCAAAUUCCGAGACCUCUUACAGGAAGGGCUGACAGAGCUAAACAGCACAGCCAUCAAGCCGCAGGUGCAGCCUUGGAUCAACACCUUCUUAUCUGUCUCCCACAACAUCGAGGAGGAAGAGUUCAAUGACUAUGAGGCCAAUGACCCUUGGGUACAACAGUUCAUCCUUAACCUGGAGCAACAAAUGGCGGAGUUCAAGGCCAGCCUGUCCCCAGUCAUCUAUGACAGCCUGACCGGCCUCAUGACCAGCCUUAUUGCAGUCGAGUUGGAGAGAGUGGUGCUGAAAUCCACCUUUAACCGGCUGGGCGGUCUGCAGUUUGAUAAGGAGCUGAGGUCACUCAUCGCCUACCUUACCACAGUGACCACCUGGACCAUCCGAGACAAGUUUGCCCGGCUCUCCCAGAUGGCCACGAUCCUCAAUCUGGAGCGGGUCACGGAGAUCCUAGAUUACUGGGGCGCCAACUCUGGCCCACUGACGUGGCGCCUCACCCCUGCCGAAGUACGCCAGGUGCUGGCUCUGCGCAUGGACUUCCGCAGCGAGGACAUCAAGAGGCUGCGCCUGUAGCUGCCAGGGGGCGCCCACCUGGCCCGUCAUUCUUCAGGCCCCUUCCCUAAGUGGCCACCGCCAAGUAGCUGAGCAAGGCUGUCUGGCUUGGGGAGUUCUGACGGAGCAGACUUCCACUGCAGACAGCAGGAAAUAAGGCUCAACUCACUCUGCUGUCUGCACUCAGGCCUGUCUGGGUGGUGCUUUGCAGGUAGCCUCUCCCUACCAAGAGAGGUGAGUCCCCCUGGGCACCUAAUUAUGUGGGAAAGCCAAGGCAGGCCAGCUUUCUGCACAGGUGGCCAUUCUGUCCUCAGACACUACAGCAAACAGCCUGCCUCCCUGCCAGCCCUAAAGGACUUGGGUAUAUCUGGGGCCCUGGGGAAUUAGGUUUACUCUGAGGAGAGGCUGUGAUGUUUAUGAUCACCCUGAAUAAAGACACUCCUUGGAGAGA
Molecule: messenger RNA, 2859 nt
Organism: Leptonychotes weddellii (Weddell seal)
Lineage: Eukaryota; Metazoa; Chordata; Mammalia; Carnivora; Phocidae
Source: RefSeq, a predicted model, not a curated record